This is a messenger RNA of Anopheles gambiae (African malaria mosquito), 1263 nucleotides long. Its product is annotated as sulfotransferase 1C4. Gene Ontology annotation, molecular function: sulfotransferase activity. Bases 109 to 1128 code for a protein of 339 amino acids. Gene Ontology annotation, biological process: sulfation. The transcript has 6 exons. Lineage: Eukaryota; Metazoa; Arthropoda; Insecta; Diptera; Culicidae. Gene Ontology annotation, cellular component: cytoplasm. The record is from RefSeq and is a predicted model, not a curated record.
GAUCGCUUCGCGCCUCAGUUUCGUUUUCGAUCCCAUCGUUGGUGGGUGUUUGGUUGGCUUGGUAGGCUUUGGAAUAGCUUGUGGCUUGUGUAGCGUAUCACAUCGAAAAUGCCGUUCCCAUACAGCAUAGACUUUGUAGAGCCCAAACAAAACGAACAGUUGCUGAAAGAUUUUCAUGGAGAACGUACCGGAUUUGUACAAGUCGGCGAAAAGCGAUGGUUUUUCCCGUCCCGCUUCAAGCAGUAUGCGGAAAGUUUAUACUCUUUCGAAGCACGCCCGGACGACACGUGGAUCGUCACCUAUCCACGGUCGGGCACCACAUGGUCGCAGGAGAUGGUUUGGUUGCUGUGCAACGAGCUUGACUUUGAAACCGCGAAAAGCAUUCCGCUGACGCAGAGAUUUCCCUUCCUGGAAUUCCAUCUGUUUGUGCACGAUGAAGUGAAGGCUGAAUUUUUGAAGGAAAACGAGCACGACGUAGAAAGCAUGAAGUUCAUCGAACAACUUUCUCAACCGGCCGGUUUCAUGUUGGCGGAAAUGAAGACGCCCCGUUUCAUCAAGACACAUCUGCCCAUCUCGCUGCUACCGCCGAGUGUGUUUGAGCAGAAGGCAAAGAUCAUCUACGUCGCACGGAACCCUUCCGAUGUGGUUGUGUCCUACUACCAUCUGAAUCGACUGUACCGAACGCAAGGAUACGUUGGAGAUUUUGAAACCUUUUACAACUAUUUUGAAAAAGAUUUAACACCCUGGUCGCCGUACUGGGAACACAUCAAGGAAGGUUGGGCCGAGCGGGAUCGGGAAAACGUGCUGUUUAUGUACUACGAGGACAUGAAGCGCAAUUUGCCGGACACAAUACGCAAGACGGCAGCCUUUUUGGGUAAAAGCUUCUCCGAUGAGCAGAUCGACACCAUGUGCACCCAUCUGGACAUUCGGAACUUCCGCCACAACAAAUCGGUUACAUGCGAGGAGCUGAAAGCUGUGGGCAUACUCAACAGUGGCGAGCAGGGGUUCGUCCGCAAUGGUCAGGUUCGGGGCAAUGCGGAAGAGAUGACGGACGAUAUCAAACGACGGCUCAAUGAGUGGACGGAACGGAAUUUGAACGGAACCGAUAUCCGGUUUCCCGAUUGUUAGUAGUGGCCAGUGUGGGGAUGGAGAGCUUGCAUUGCUGUAGGAUCGAUAUAAAAGAGUUUUGUUGAUGGAUUGGAUAUGCUAAUUUUUAAAAUGUUUAUUUUUUAUUUUUUAAUAAACACCCCAAAAAACAACUUA